Molecule: messenger RNA, 566 nt
Organism: Cherax quadricarinatus
Lineage: Eukaryota; Metazoa; Arthropoda; Malacostraca; Decapoda; Parastacidae
Source: RefSeq, a predicted model, not a curated record
UCACUCUCAUUCUCAACCUUCUUACAGACAACGGUACGAUGACGGGGGUAAUGUAUCUGCGAAGGUGUGAAAGUGAGCACCACGCUCAUGCACGCAUAGUGGAUCGCAUGCACGAUAAGGGAGUGCUGCAGGGGCCAUCCUCGGUCCUCAGCUGUGACCCUGACGGCUCAUACAGUGCCUACCAGUACGACCUUGACGGACUGUAUCGGUGCUAUGACAAAUACAACAACGUGAUCGAGCAACCAGCAGGAGGCGGGUGUACAGACUGCGCUAGAGACCAGAAGCUGUACCAGGAGAGCCAUGUUAUAACUACCCUCACCUGCGAGACCCUUGAUGAAGCACUCGCUGGUGUUUACCUGCCCAUCCAGAGUAGAGGAGACACUGUGUUUUGUGUGGACCAGGACGGUGUCAGAGCUGGACCAAUAGUCUAUGCCCCAUACAGAGGCUACCUUCACUGCGAUAAAGGGACCGAUUGCCAGAACGGCAAUUACACAGCCUGUGAACAAGUUUGUGAUCCAUGUCCCACCUCCGCGUACCCAGCCUACACAGUGAACCAGUAGUCUACC